Molecule: messenger RNA, 321 nt
Organism: Microplitis mediator
Lineage: Eukaryota; Metazoa; Arthropoda; Insecta; Hymenoptera; Braconidae
Exons: 1
Coding region: 1-321 (106 amino acids)
Biological process (GO): DNA integration
Molecular function (GO): nucleic acid binding
Source: RefSeq, a predicted model, not a curated record
AUGGAAAAUAAAAAGAAAGUCAUAGCUCAAGAGCUUCACAAACCAGCACGAAAAAAUUAUACUCGUCGUCAUGUUGACAUUCGAGGACUCGAUGAAACUUGGCAAGCUGAUUUGGUUGAGAUGAUACCAUACUCUACAGCUAAUAGUGGAUAUAAAUAUCUACUCACAAUUAUAGAUAAUUUUCCGAAGUACGCUUGGGCAGUCCCAAUCAAAAGUAAAAGUGGCAGUGAAGUCAAAAGCGCUAUGAAGUCUGUGUUACAGCAUGGGCGGAAACCUAUAAAUCUUCACGUUUAUCAAGGCAAAGAAUUUUAUAAUAAAUAA